AUGGCCCCGCUUGAUCCGAAUCAGAGGAAGAACGCUGAGGCCAUCGCGUUGGCGGCCGCCAUGGGUGGGCACAAGCCGGCUUCCACCAUCGCCCUGCAAGAUCGCACCUUUUCGGCAAACGGGCAACCCUUCCUCCUCGACGUGCCACUCUCCGUCGUCGCCACACCCGCCUCCUCCGUCCUGCCGGAAGACUCCUCCUACGCCGGCACCUUCGUCGGGUUUGAGGCACCCGGCGGCGCCGCGGGGAGCUGGCACGCGUUUCAACUCGGCCGCCUCCUCGGCAUUCGGUUCAUGAGCAUCUUCCGCUUCAAGGUCUGGUGGACGACCCACUGGGUAGGCAACCGCGGCGGUGACCUGGAGCAUGAGACCCAGUUCAUGAUCCUCGACAAGUCUAGCGAUGGCGCUCGUCCCUACGUUCUCCUCCUCCCCAUCAUCGAGGGGCCCUUCAGAUCAUCCCUCCAGCCCGGCGCCGACGACUACGUCGAAGUCUGCGUUGAGAGCGGGUCGACCCGUGUGACGGCGGCGAGCUUCCGCAGCUCCCUCUUCAUGCAUGCCGGCGAUGACCCCUUCGUCCUCGUCAGGGAAGCCAUGAAAGUAAUGCAGCUCCAUAUGGGCACCUUCCGCCUCCUCGAGGAGAAGACUCCUCCGCCGAUCGUCGACAAGUUCGGGUGGUGCACUUGGGACGCAUUCUACUUGAAUGUCCACCCCGAAGGGAUCUGGGAGGGAGUGAAGGGGCUAGUGGACGGCGGCUGCCCACCGGGUCUGGUUAUCAUCGACGACGGCUGGCAGUCCAUCUGCCAUGACGACGACGACCCAGCUUCUGGAUUUGAGGGCAUGAACAGGACCUCCGCGGGGGAGCAGAUGCCCUGUCGGCUCAUCCAGUUCCAGGAGAACUACAAAUUCCGUGACUACCAAUCCCCCAACGGUGGCGAAUCCUCCGGCAUGGGGGCCUUCACCAGAGACCUCAAGGCGACCUUCAAGACUGUGGAGGAUGUGUACGUGUGGCACGCCCUCUGCGGGUACUGGGGAGGGCUGCGACCCGGAACGAAGGGGCUGCCCGAGUCGAAGGUUGUGGCGCCGGUGUUGACCCCCGGGCUGAAGAUGACCAUGGAAGACCUCGCCGUUGACAAGAUCGUCAACAACGGCGUGGGGAUGGUGCCGCCUGAGAAGGCCUGGGAGAUGUACGACGGCCUGCACAGCCAUCUCGCCUCCUUGGGCAUCAGCGGCGUCAAGGUGGACGUGAUCCACGUACGUCCUCUUCUACUUUCCCUCCCCCCUCCUACUUUCUAAAUGUGGUGCAUUUCAUCGAGCAAAUGAUGGCCAUUCCAUAAAAUGCCGUUGACGUUCAGCUGCUGGAGAUGCUGUGCGAGGACUUCGGCGGUCGGGUGGAUCUCGCCAAGCCUUACUACAAGGCGCUGACCGACUCCGUCAGGAAGAACUUUAGCGGCAACGGCGUCAUCGCCAGCAUGGAACACUGCAACGACUUCAUGUUCCUGGGGACGGAGACCAUCUCCCUCGGCCGAGUGGGUAAGGAAAUCUUCUCCCCCUCCUGCUGAUCUUCUCCUUUCUUCUCUCCCGUGUAGCCAUCUGACCUGUGGGGGGCCUCGUCGCCUGCGCAGGGGACGAUUUCUGGUGCACCGACCCGUCGGGGGACCCCAACGGCGCCUUCUGGCUUCAGGGAUGCCACAUGGUGCACUGCGCGUACAACAGCUUGUGGAUGGCCAACUUCAUCCACCCCGAUUGGGACAUGUUCCAGUCCACCCAUCCCUGCGCCGAGUUCCACGCCGCCUCCCGUGCCAUCUCCGGCGGACCCAUCUACGUGAGCGACUCCGUGGGGCAGCAUGAUUUCCGGCUACUCAAGAGCUUUGUGCUCCCCGAUGGUAGCAUCCUCCGCUGCGAGCACUACGCCCUCCCCACCAGGGACUGCCUCUUCGAGGAUCCCCUCCACGACGGGAAGACCAUGCUCAAGAUCUGGAAUCUCAACAAGGUAAGCUCGCCGGAAAUUCAUCUCCACUCUCUUCCUCGCUGAAUUUGCAGUCUGCAAUGGGAAAACUUUCGUCUUCAGUGCACCGGAGUGCUGGGGGCCUUCAAUUGCCAAGGGGGAGGGUGGUGCCGCCAGUCCCGGCGGAACAAAUGCUUCGCGGAGUUCUCCGUCGCCGUCAAAGCCACCGCUCGUCCCAGAGAAAUCGAGUGGAGCAACGGAAAAUCCUCCAUUGUCGUCGACGAUGGUACAGAGCUCUUCGCCGUCUACUCCUCCAAAUCAGGGAAGCUGUCUCUGCUGAGCCUCGACGACGGCAUCGACGUGUAUCUCGAGCCAUUCGACUGCGUGCUCUUCACCGUCUCCCCCAUAAAGACCUUACCUUCUUCUUCCUCCGAGAUGCCCGGAGUCCAGUUCGCCCCUAUCGGGCUGACCAACAUGCUCAACUCCGGCGGCGCCGUCCGGUCCGUCGAGUUCGCCGCCGGUGGGUUCAAAGUAGCGGUGAGGGGCUCGGGGGAGAUGAAGGCGUUCGCGUCAGAGCAGCCAGCGACCUGCCGCAUCAAUGGGGAAGACGCGAGCUUCACCUACGCGGACGGCAUCGUCUCCAUCAAGCUUCCAUGGCCGGGCUCGUCGGAGCCGUCGGUGAUUGAUUACUUGUUUUGA
This is a messenger RNA of Spirodela intermedia, 2641 nucleotides long. The record is from the annotation of a GenBank genome assembly. NCBI's taxonomy places the organism in Eukaryota, Viridiplantae, Streptophyta, Magnoliopsida, Alismatales, Araceae.